AAUUCCCUCGCUUUCCUCCGUUUCUCAUUAAACUUCUUUAGGUUCAGCUGAAUAAAUAUGGAGUACGGUUACUGGUUAAGCGGCGAAACGACAGCAGCAGAGGCAGAAACGACGACGUGUUUGAACAGCUGGGUGCAACAAACGGAAGAGAGUUACCAACUGCAGUUAGCAUUAGCUUUGAGAUUAUCAUCGCAAGCUGCUUUAGCGACUGAUUCCUAUUUCUUGGAUUUCAAUUCCACUUCUCAUUCUCCUCAGUCCCUUUCUCAUCGAUUUUGGGUAAAUGGGUGUCUAAGUUACUAUGACAGAAUCCCAGAUGGGUUUUAUGUAAUUCAUGGAGUGGAUCCUUAUGCUUGGACUAUAAGUACAGACCAAAAAGAGAUUGGCCUGAUCCCAUCUUUUGAAUCCUUAAAAGCUCUCAAUCCUUGCGAUGAUUUGUUUGUUACUGUAAUCUUGAUGGACAAAUUUACGGAUCCUGGUUUGAAGGAGCUAAAUAAUAGAGUUAUUAGUCUUUCUAGUAACUGGAUAACUACAAAAGAUGAGAUUGAUCAGCUUGCUAAUCUUGUCUGUAAUCGCAUGGGGGGUGUGACUGCUACUGAACAAAAUACGUUUGCUAUGUGCUGGAAGGAUUGCACUGAAGUUCUGCAAAACCGUUUAGGAUCCAUUGUCCUCCCUAUUGGAAGCUUACCUGUUGGCCUUUGUGUUCAUCGUGCCCUACUCUUUAAAGUGUUAGCAGACUCAAUUAACUUACCAUGCAGAAUUGCUAAAGGCUGUAAAUACUGUAGAAGAGACGAUGCUGCUUCUUGUAUUGUACAAGUUGGUGAUGAGAGGGAAUAUUUGGUGGAUUUGUUUGUGAAACCAGGGUCAUUAAGCCAGCCUGAUUCCUCACUCAACAGUACUUCUUCAAUCUUAGUUUCUUCUCCAUUAUCUCAUACAACUUAUAAGCCAGUCCAAACAGCUGAUGAUCUCAGGAUGUUGGCCAAACACUUCUUUGACUCGGACUCACUUAAUCUUGCAUUUGAUGAUACUACUUCAGGCAGUGCUAUUGAUCAAGAUGACAAAAUUAGUCAAACUUUCUUCAAAGACGAAAAAUAUAGUGACUCGAGUAGCUCACCUGAAGAUACAAUUCUGCCAACUCAUACUAGAGGUCGACAUCCAAUUUCUGUCUUACCCGAUGCUUCAAAUAACCAGUUCUUCUUCAAAGAAAAUCAGCCAUUUGUAAGUAAAUCAAGAAGCGAACUUCAACUUGAAGAGGAAGAUUUGGAUAUUCCAUGGAAUGAACUUAUUCUCAAGGAGAAGAUUGGAGAAGGUUCUUUUGGAACCGUCCGUAGGGCAGACUGGCGCGGUUCAGAUGUUGCUGUCAAAAUUCUUAUGGAGCAAGAUUACCAUGCAGAGCGCUUCAAUGAAUUUUUGUGUGAGGUCUCAAUCAUGAAACGUUUGCGACAUCCAAACAUUGUUCUUUUCAUGGGUGCUGUUACUCAGCCUCCGAACCUGUCCAUAGUUACAGAGUAUUUGUCAAGGGGUAGCUUACAUAGACUUUUGCAUAUGCCUGAUGCUCGACGGAUACUAGAUAAAAAUCGUCGCUUAAAUAUGGCUUAUGAUGUGGCAAAAGGUAUGAACUAUCUUCAUCAGCUUAGACCUCCCAUUGUACAUCGCGAUUUGAAGUCUCUCAAUCUCUUAGUGGACAGUCAAUAUACAGUAAAGGUUUGCGAUUUUGGUCUAUCCCGUUCAAAAGCAAGGACUUAUCUUACAUCAAAAACUGCAGCAGGAACUCCUGAGUGGAUGGCGCCGGAAGUUCUUCGUAAUGAGCCAUCCAAUGAAAAAUCUGAUGUAUAUAGCUUUGGUGUGAUUUUAUGGGAGCUAAUGACACUACAACAACCUUGGAGAAGUCUAAAUCAAGCACAGGUUGUCGCAGCUGUUGCUUUUAAGGGUGAAAGACUUGAAAUCCCGACCAGUGUAAAUCCUUCAGUAGCUUCCUUGAUCGACUUAUGCUUGACUCCCGAGCCCUCACAACGUCCAUCAUUUUCAUUUAUAAUGGGAAGUUUACAGAGCAUUAUCAACAACUUAGCGUCUCAACCAAUUGAUGUACCAAGACAUGAUAAUUCUGUAUGAGGGGGAAACUCCGGUAAAUUAUGUAUAUCUCAGCCAUGUUCAGUCCAUCUGAAGCUCGUCUGGUUUAUCUUUCAGGUGCGCUAUCAUUGUCUAAUUAGGCUAUAAAAUAUAUAGAUUUUGUUGGCAUAUCCAUGGCUUACAUAUUGUGUGUUAUUAUCUUUUCCUAUUUCCGAGUUUCUUGCAUGUGAUCCUCCAGUAUCUAACUGUCCUCAUGUUUUGGUCCAUGUUAUUCUGACAAUAAUAGCUCAGAAUCCAUUAUUGUAAGAACCUGUCCACCGGUUAGUGGCAGAAUUUUUUUUCA
Messenger RNA from Mercurialis annua (annual mercury), 2410 nucleotides. RefSeq names its product serine/threonine-protein kinase CTR1-like. Gene Ontology annotation, biological process: protein phosphorylation. The coding region runs from base 58 to 2109 and encodes 683 amino acids. The record is from RefSeq and is a predicted model, not a curated record. Lineage: Eukaryota; Viridiplantae; Streptophyta; Magnoliopsida; Malpighiales; Euphorbiaceae. The transcript is spliced from 15 exons. Gene Ontology annotation, molecular function: protein kinase activity; ATP binding.